Molecule: messenger RNA, 448 nt
Organism: Wallemia mellicola CBS 633.66
Lineage: Eukaryota; Fungi; Basidiomycota; Wallemiomycetes; Wallemiales; Wallemiaceae
Exons: 4
Coding region: 18-380 (120 amino acids)
Biological process (GO): proton motive force-driven ATP synthesis
Source: RefSeq, a predicted model, not a curated record
ACCAUCACUAUCAAAAUAUGUUCAUCAGAGCAGCUUCACGUAUCUCAACCACCAGCGCCAGAAACUUCAGCGCUUCAGCUUACGCUUCAAAGGACCUCGUUCAAGAGCUCUACCUCUCACAACUGAAGUCAUACAAGGCACCACCAAAAGCUGCAGAUGCUCACGUCGGUCAUGUAAAAACAUUCAAGCAGCCAGAAACCCCAGCAGCACCAUCUGUACCAACCGAUUUGGCUACUGAAUUGAGCUCAUACGAGGCUGCUCAACCAACUUUCAACCAGCCAACUUCCACCCCGGCCGAAUCAGCAAACGCAGGUGAAAACGCAGAAGAAUUCCUUGCCUUCCUUGAAGCUGACCUUCCAAAGCCAGAGGCUCACCACUAAAUUUGGACUUUUUGAUGGAUAUUAGGUUGAAUUUGUAGAAAGUAAUACAAAAGAUUAACAAAUUUAUU